AUGAUCAGCAAAUUAGCCUUCUCGACAUUUGUCGUGAUGUCCACCCGGCCCCGGGACUAUAGCAGAAACGGGAGGGUUCCUUCCGGACAAGCCGGUACAAAACUGGUUGAGGCGUUCAACCCACCCCGUGUUGUUCAUCUUACGUCAAAGUGGUGGCGAGCACUUCGUUUCAAUUUACGCUGUUUCGCCCGCUGGGGGAGUCGGGACUUGCGUGAUGAGAGCAGACAUAAAUCCGGAUUAUCGCUGGGACAGCACCCCACAUCGUCCGCUUUAUGUAAAUACAUAAACCUGAGCCAGUGA
Molecule: messenger RNA, 300 nt
Organism: Puccinia triticina
Lineage: Eukaryota; Fungi; Basidiomycota; Pucciniomycetes; Pucciniales; Pucciniaceae
Exons: 3
Coding region: 1-300 (99 amino acids)
Source: RefSeq, a predicted model, not a curated record